Colias croceus (clouded yellow) is the source of this 6133-nucleotide messenger RNA. RefSeq lists its product as uncharacterized. The record is from RefSeq and is a predicted model, not a curated record. Lineage: Eukaryota; Metazoa; Arthropoda; Insecta; Lepidoptera; Pieridae. The transcript is spliced from 11 exons. Bases 310 to 5025 code for a protein of 1571 amino acids.
UGGCUGUCAAACUUCGCGCCAGUGUCUGUGCAAAAAAGAAAAAAAAUAAUUGUCGCUUAUUACCGGUUCGAAGUGGCCAAAUUAUUUGUGCGUAUUGGUUUAGGUUUGUCUGUGAUUUUGUGAGUGUUUUGUUUUUUUUUUUUCGAACUUUUCCGGAUUCGUUGUUUAUGGUGAUGAUGCAAGAUACGUAGUGUAUGACGGAGACAGCAAUAGUCAUGUUAUCGCAUCUUAAAAUACAUAGAUAAAAAAAUACUGAUGCUACGAGACAAAUAGCCAACGAGGUACCAAAUAAAGGUACCUCUGUACUCAAUGACCAAUGAAACUAGUACUAAGGCAGACGCCCAACACGGCGAUGAGGUAGCAAAAACCGAGAAAGAUACCGAUACCAAUACCGGUGCGAAUACCGAAACGAAAACCGGUAAUAGUACCGAAACGAAGGAGCCUAAAGAGGGCAAACGAACAGUGUCAUUUAAUAGAGACGUACACGUUAAAAGAUUCGGUAAACCGCGAGAGCGGGGACCCUCUGAAUCCCAGCCAAGCAUACGAAAAGAACCAUUCACGCACUUAUCAGAACAAGAGUUGAUAGAAGAAGCCAAUAAGGUCAUAGCACAGGCACAAAGCGUCACUUGCACGGCUGAUCAUCCACCAGAAAAGUUCUUCUCCCUACCACAUAGAAGAAAGUUCAAAGAAGACAGAUCUAGAAGGAAUAGUGACGACGCGUCCCCCGACGGAGUAUUUAAAACACCACUGGGAAGAUCCACCAGUGAUGUAACUCCCAAGAAACGAAGAGAACGCACUUCCCUGUCGACGCUUUUCAGAAGAGCACAGAGAACAAAAAGUCCCGAAUCCCCAGUCAUUGUAACAACCAAACCGGUAGUUGUUGUCAAACGAAGUAAGAGUGACGUAUCCGAUUUAAAAUCAAACACAAACCUGACUAAAAUAAAACCUAUACGUAAAAGAUCAGGCAGUGAAACCGAAGAGUUCCUGAAAUCUUUAAGAAAUAAAAAGACUCAACUUUCUCCUAUAAUAGAAAGUUCACCAAGAGAAGAUUAUUUCAAAAAAGUAUCGCCUUUAGAAGUAUUUCAAAAGCAACAACAGUCUGAAAAAGACAGUAUUAAUUCCGAUACGGAGAAGCAUUCUAUUACAGAUUACAAAAAAGUUAAUCCUAUAGAAAAGCCUCCGAGGUUUAAACCUUCAGAUAAUCAAGAACCUAAACCACCUUCGCGAUCUAAAAGAGGAAAGUCUAGCGAAACUGAUAAAGAACCAUCGCCACCCAUAACUGAAACACCUAAGCGUAAAAUUGAAAUUAAAAAGACUAACCUCAGUAACGGUUUAGACGAAAAAGCAAAAGAAACACCUGAAGUUAAAGAUAAAAUUAAAGACAGCAUAAGGAAGAUAGAAGAGAACGUAUAUGGUACCAAGGAUAUGAUACAUAGCAGCCAACAACCACCUGAUAAACCACCGCUCACACGGGGACAUACUGUUGAUCAUAUGGUGAGAAUAUUGAAAGAAGACCAACACUCGCCUCCGCCUAAAUCACAUUUAAUUUCUCCUUCUCACGGUAGUAAUAUUAAUCAACCAUUUUCCUACACUAAACCAAGCACUAGUCCCGACCCGAAAUUAUUUGUAAGAACAACAAGUCCAGAAAGAGUUCCAACACCAGUCAACAAAAUGAAUGAUAAAGGUGUCGUGUAUGCACAGGUUAUUAAAGACCAUGAUGAUUUUCGUACCACCAUCAAACAACCUUUACACAAGAAAUUUUCACCUUCUCGUGAUAAAUAUGGACACUUCUCUGAUGAAGAUGAAGGUUUAGGAUAUGAAGAAAGACACAAGUAUUCGAGUGACCGCAUACAUGACUUCGAAUAUAAGAAUGAAAAUAAUUUUGACAGCAUAGACGGAUUUAAUGUAAAAGAAUCUCCCAUUAGACCAAGGUUCAGAGAAUAUAAAUUAAUGAGUUUUGAAGAUUUAGAACCAACUUAUGCCAAUGAAAAAGAUAUUUUACGUGAUCCAAUUGAGAGUUUUAGGGGGCGUGCAGAUGGUAUGGAUACUAAGAAGAAGACAUUUGAACCAGAUUCAAAGAUAGACUUAGAUUUUAAUGAAUUAAGUCACAGAAGACAACUGCUUGAAUCUCGUUUGAAUGCACGUAGAUAUGAGCGCGAAAGAAUUAUUAAUACCGAAGAACCGAUAUCUCGAUUUCUUGCUGAAACUGAUCCUAUUUACGAAGCUGAAAAGCGGAUGAAACAAACGGAGAAGUAUGUAAAUGAUACGGUAAAAUAUUACCGUCGUACGCUCGAGAGAGAUGGAUUUGAAAGUAACGUUACUGAAGAAUACAAAUACGAUGAUACGGACAGUCACAAAAUAAAAUACAACACAGAAACGAGGUUGUUUCAUAAAGCGCCUAAAGGAGAAGUUGAUAGACGCGAAUUUAUUGACAGCUUAGAAAGACCACCAAGAUUUAAAGAUGAACGGAAAAUAUUUCCACCUGAACCAGAAUAUGAGCCGCCUAGCUUAGAAUCGAAUCCCGGAAAACCCGUGUCACCAGAUGAGUAUAAAGAAAAGAAGUAUAAAGUCAAGAAAAACUUUAAUUCUAGUCAUGAACUUUUGCAUUCUGGUCACAAGUAUAAGGUGAAAGACGAUGGGUUCGGUAAAAGGAAGGGGCAUUACUCCUCGAACCCGGAGAUUGCGCAAGAGCGAGAAGAUGAAUAUGCUAAUUUGAGAUAUAAUCCAAAACAAGAGAGCUUCCAUAACUCAUUGCGUCGAGUUAAAAACAAGGAUAGGGAUUUCAAAGGCUACAAUAGUGUACGACGUCACGAUUCUGGGGACAGUAGAGAUUACUACCGUGAACAAAUGUCCCCUCGCCGUUAUGACUUUGACAGUCGCUUAGUGGAUUCCGGCAUUGAAAAUGACUUCAGAAUUAACUCGAACGGUGAUAUACACAGGACAAGACAUAGAAGGCACGGGAGCGAUGACGAUGUUAGAAACACAUCGCUAUUUUUAGCCAAUGAAAGGCAAUACGCUGAAGAUAAUUAUGAAAGCGAACAAAUAUACGCCAACGGAGAUUAUUUGGCCAAAUUCAAAGGUUAUAGAGAUGAAGAUAGAAAAGAAUAUGCUCCAGAUAGACCCGACGAUGAUUCGCAUUUCGAUUCAAAAUUGGGAAGAUACGAGAAAAGUCCAAAAAAUGACGACAAAGUUAGUGCGAAACCGCCAAAAGCCAAAAAGCUUUCGGGACUUGAGAAGGUGAAACAGCUGUUCUCUCGCGACUCUUCUAAGAAGAGCAAGAAAGAGAAAGAAAAGGAAUCAGUCCAGGAAAAGACUCGCACGCGGGUGCUCAAGAGCCCUGAACAUCUUGCCCGGCAUGAUUCGGAUUACCGAAGGUACACAGACCCUGAACCAAGCGAUUCAGAGGUCAGAAAAAUAGAUCACAGAGAUGACAGGAAAUAUAAGAGCUCUAGGGAGAAGGACUCCCAGAGAUAUCCGCGUGGCGAGAGGAGGCGAGAUGAAAGUUACAAAGACUCAGAUCUUGAUGAAAGAUUUGACAGACCAAUAAAAGAGGACAGAAGAUACAACCAACGCACAGAGGAAAGGAGACGGCACACGUCCUCAGAGAGGGAGAGCGACCACGCGCGGGAAAGAGAGAGCGAGAUACGCAAGACCAGGUCCAGGACCGCUGGACCAUUGGAUUCGCCGGCUUUGGCUGAGAGAUACCGCGAGAGACGGCGUCUGGCAACACCGAGUCCAACCCCAUCACCGCCCCGUCGCCAACCCACACAGUCUUCAAGCUGGUUCAAGUCGCUUGACAGAAAUGGCAAGAAGAGGGAAAAGAAUACUAAGAUUGAAAAAGAGAGCAUCAUCACAACGGAAGACGAAGCGCCGCGUAGAGCGUGGGCUAAAACCACCAAGCCUCUCAACUCGCCCGCCAAGAACUUACGUUUCUUCGGUGACACAGACCCCGAAUCUGACGCCAAUAUCAAACCAGUGAAGACAAAGACGACCAAAACCCAUGGACCCCUCAGGAAGACCAUAUCCAACUCGAGCGCGGGUCUUGAUGAAGUGGACCACAGUGAGCUAUCCAGUAAAAGCUACUCUCUCUCCAAUUUGCAUAGAGACGAAAAGAGAAGGGAGAGUGAGUCGCCAAGAACGAAGGAGUACUACAAGAGAAACUUGCAGAACAUUUCGGAGAUGAGCAAUUCGGAAGUGGAGAGUCAGUUUGGAAGGAAGAUGGCUGAUAAGCCACCAAUAAGCCCAUAUGACAGGUCGAGAAGUCACAGCAGUAAUAAAACUCUGAAGGGUAGCAAAGCAGAUGUCAGGAGGCAAGGAAGGGAUGAGAGGGGUAGUUCUACUGAACUAAGGAGCACAAAACCAGAGAUUAAUAGAGAUAUCAACAGACAUCGUCGCAGGACACCAGUUACAAAUUCCGGUGAGAGCAGCACGGAAGGAGACUCCAGCCACCAAUCACAACGUAGUGUGGUCUACUUGCACGCUACUACGGUUGGUGACAUCCCUGACCCCGGCCGAGCGGCGCGAAACCGCUCCCGCGAUGACGUCUCAUCCGUCAUGUCAUCGAACAUCCAAGUGAAGAGCACGACCAAAUCCUUCUCUCUCUUCGCGCCGUGGACUCCGAAACACUACAACGACCAAUACGAUGUGCACUACGCGCAAAAACCCAAGAAGAAAAAAGAAACGACGCCCAAAAAGUAUGCGUCAACCAAAAAUUUGACAGAUGACAGGCCGGCGACGUUGCAGAAAAAGUCAUACAGUCAAACGACGUUGAGUCGGCGUCCGAACCAAAACAACCGUUUGACAAGCUCAAGUCAAACGUUGUAUCGCACACAAAAGCGCGGGAACGAAGUGUCACAGAGCACGAUACCGCGAAAAUCGACGAAUGGCCGCAGUCAGUCCAGUGAAAUAUUGAACCGGGAUGACCGCGACCGAGUAUCCCGGUCGAUAUCUAUUCCAAAAGAUAAAAAGGCUGGAUGGUUCAAGUUAUCUAAGAAUAAGAAGCAAGAGAACACACGUGUACGAUAAUACUAACCUCUUUUUGUAUGUAGCUUCCUUUGUAAUAUCCAUUGCAUUAUUGUGCAAUAAUUAAUCUCUCUUUGUACGAAUUUCUAAUCUUGUGCCUAAUUCAUGGCAAAUAUUAAUUAUUGCUCAAAGAAAAUACAGAAGCAUAAAAAUAUGUUUAUAUAAUAUUUUUUACAGAAUAAAAAACUAUAUUUUUACGAGCACCAUUAGUUUUGAAGAAUACCUAAUAAAAUAAAUUAUAAGAAUAAGAUCCAGCCAUACAUAAAAACUAAUCAUCUGUCUUAGCAGUUACAAUAUAAGGUUUUAUUGAAUGGAACUGCUUGUUAAUUUAAUUAAUUAAUUUGCUUAUACAGCGUAAUAUGGCACUAUUUUUGCCAUUACCUUUAUUUUAAAUAAUUAUGAAUGAUCGAACAACGAAAUCGUUUCCUUUGACAUAUUACUAAAAUGUGCCAUUCACGAUUAAAAAUAAAUUGAAAUACAACUAUUUACGAGUAUUUAAAUGAUGUUAUUGUUUCAACUACAAUGUACUUAAUAAGUUAGAUGAAAUUGAUAAAUCUUUUUUAUGUUACGAUUUUUUGUAACCACAUACACGACAAAAAUAUCCGUAGCUAACGUAAAAUUGGCAAUGGGAAUGGCAGUAUUUUAAAUAAUUGCCACUUGCAAAAAUAGUAUUAAAUUCGGAAUCAACAUAACUUACAACAAAAAUUAUUAUAAGUAGAAAAAAAUUGUGAAGCAACGAUGAUUGCCUUAGGAUGGUUGUUCUUACGACUUUCUUUACUUUCAGAGUUAAAAACCAGAUUACACUACAUUGUGAAAUAAUAAUAUUCAUAGCAAUCAUUUAUUCUAAUAAAUAAAUUGUUACGAUUACUACAAUCACUCGGAAAAAUAGUUAUAUUUUGAUGUUCGUUUAGAAGUAAAUAAAUGUUACCAUGUUUAAUAUUUUUUAUUUUAACAAAAUGCUUCUAACACAGAUAGGGUGUGCAAAUAUCGCUAUAAGAUCUCUACAUAAAAGUAGCCUAAUGCUUUCAAAGAAUAAAUAUUUUUAUAUAUUGUAAUUAAGAUUUAUAGAUAUUGUAAAAUUGAAUAAUUUUAAAUAAAUGAUCUAAUUUCA